Molecule: messenger RNA, 258 nt
Organism: Penicillium verrucosum
Lineage: Eukaryota; Fungi; Ascomycota; Eurotiomycetes; Eurotiales; Aspergillaceae
Exons: 1
Coding region: 1-258 (85 amino acids)
Source: RefSeq, a predicted model, not a curated record
AUGGAAGCAGACAAAUUGGGCUGUUUGGGGGUCCUAACAGACGGCUGGCAAGCUGUUGCCAGCAUGUUUGGAUCCAUCAUCCUACAUGCACAACAGGCAUACAACUCCCGCCUUCGACCUAGUCUGCCCUUAAACCAAGGGCCUGACUCCAAACGCCAAUCAGCCGCUUCUGUGACGCCUAUAAUCAGUCCCCUCCAGUUGGCACCAAUUGGGGAGUUUACAAGCGGGAUCCGGGAUGCUCUUGACGUUGACACUUGA